Molecule: messenger RNA, 1098 nt
Organism: Arvicola amphibius (Eurasian water vole)
Lineage: Eukaryota; Metazoa; Chordata; Mammalia; Rodentia; Cricetidae
Gene: Nt5c1a
Product: 5'-nucleotidase, cytosolic IA
Biological process (GO): nucleotide metabolic process; adenosine metabolic process
Cellular component (GO): cytoplasm; cytosol
Molecular function (GO): 5'-nucleotidase activity; nucleotide binding; magnesium ion binding
Source: RefSeq, a predicted model, not a curated record
AUGGAACCCGGACAGCCCCGGGAGGUCCGUGAACCCGGACCAGGGGCAGAAACCGCUGCGGCGCCGCGCUGGGAGGAGGCCAAGACUUUCUAUGACAAUCUCUCGCCCAAGAAGAAACCCAAAUCGCCAAAGCCUCAGAAUGCGGUCACCAUCGCUGUGUCCUCUAGAGCCUUGUUUCGCAUGGACGAGGAGCAGAGGAUCUACACGGAGCAAGGGGUGGAGGAGUACGUGCGGUACCAGCUGGAGCAUGAGAAUGAGCCCUUCAGCCCCGGGCCAGCCUUCCCCUUUGUGAAGGCCUUGGAGGCUGUGAACAAGCGGCUACGGGAGCUGUAUCCCGAUAGCGAAGAUGUUUUUGACAUUGUCCUCAUGACCAACAACCAUGCUCAAGUGGGAGUCCGUCUCAUCAACAGUAUCAACCACUACGACCUGUUCAUUGAGCGAUUCUGCAUGACAGGUGGGAACAGCCCCAUCUGCUACCUCAAGGCCUACCACACCAACCUCUACCUGUCAGCUGAUGCGGAAAAAGUACGAGAAGCCAUUGAUGAGGGGAUUGCCGCUGCCACCAUCUUCAGCCCCAGCAGGGACGUGGUUGUGUCCCAGAGUCAGCUCCGCGUGGCCUUCGAUGGGGACGCUGUGCUCUUCUCUGACGAGUCAGAGCGCAUUGUCAAGGCCCAUGGACUGGACAGAUUCUUCGAGCAUGAGAAGGCCCACGAGAACAAACCUUUGGCGCAGGGCCCCCUAAAAGGCUCUGAAGCACUUGGUAGACUGCAGAAGAAAUUCUACUCCAAAGGCCUGCGGCUGGAGUGCCCAAUUCGUACUUACUUGGUGACAGCACGCAGCGCAGCCAGUUCUGGGGCGUCGCCCUCAAGACCCCUGCGAAGCUGGGGCCUGGAGACGGAUGGAGGCCUUAUUCCUAGCUGAGCGCCAAGGGCCCCCCUUCUGGAGAAGAUCCGCCCACACAUCUUCUUUGAUGACCAGAUGUUUCAUGUGGCUGGGGCACAGGAGAUGGGCACAGUGGCUGCCCAUGUGCCUACGGGCGUGGCCCAGACACCCCGGAGGGCGGCUGCAGCUAAGCAGACUCUAGGUUCACAGCAGUAG